Hyaloscypha bicolor E is the source of this 1289-nucleotide messenger RNA. RefSeq lists its product as uncharacterized. The transcript is spliced from 3 exons. The coding region runs from base 50 to 802 and encodes 250 amino acids. The record is from RefSeq and is a predicted model, not a curated record. NCBI's taxonomy places the organism in Eukaryota, Fungi, Ascomycota, Leotiomycetes, Helotiales, Hyaloscyphaceae. Gene Ontology annotation, biological process: poly(A)-dependent snoRNA 3'-end processing; U4 snRNA 3'-end processing; nuclear mRNA surveillance. Gene Ontology annotation, cellular component: nucleolus; nuclear exosome (RNase complex); cytoplasmic exosome (RNase complex).
CACGGUUCAAGUCAAAACUCCUAAAAAGAUACAAAAGCUAUUAACAAUCAUGGCACCAUCAGCAGAGCCUACGGCGAUUCUAUCUCAUCUGCAUCGCGCAGAUGGGUCCGCGACAUUCUCACAGAAUGGCUACGCGGUCAUCGGCGCAGUCAAUGGCCCUCUCGAAGUGCAAAGACGAGACGAGUUGCCAGAGGAAGCAGUUGUUGAUGUGAUCGUACGGCCUGCGGCUGGAGUUGGAGGUACGCGGGAGCGACAUCUAGAAUCUAUCCUGCAGUCCACCCUCCGCCAAAUCAUCCUCAUUCAGAAUUUCCCGCGAACCCUAAUUCAGGUCUCAUUACAGAUCAUGAGCACACCAGAGAAUGAAAAUGCGGGGUCAAAGUUGGUACAAGCAGCUUCGAACCUACCUAUUCUCCCCGCACUUCUUCAAACCUCAAUCCUAGCCUUGUUGUCUGCUUCGAUGCCCCUCUCUCUUACUCUGACAUCGGUCUUACUUGCUCUUACGUCCGACGGAACCGCCAAGAGAAUAAUUCGAAAUCCAACCCUCAUCCAAUCCCAAAGCGCAGAUUCACUCCACGUGUUGGCUUUCACUUCUCAGGGCGACCUGUUGGUCGCAGAAAGUGAGGGUAGUUUUACAAUCGGCGAUUGGGAUGAAAUCUAUGAAGCUGGAAAAGCAGCAUGCUGCCAUGAAACAAAACAGUCGGACGAUCAUGAAAUGAUGGACAAGAAGGAAGGAGGAACGCAACUGUUUGUCAAAUCAACCCUCCAGGCAAAAGUUGCCGCAGAUCUCCACUGGAAAGAAUGAUCGACUUAGCAACACUUAUCAUCUCCACAGCUUUCAAACGUUUCACGAUCCUUUGGUACAAUGGCAGCGGCCGACUUCCUCAAUAGGGGCAAGGUCAUUCUACGGGAUGUGUUUGGUACAAUGAGGCAACCGCAGUCGUGGGGGACUGGAUGAUGAGGGGCUAUGGCAUUGAUGCCAAGCUUACGAUCUUUCAACGGCGGCAAUGUUUUUAAAUAGCCGCCUCUGAAGGAUCGGACCGUGAAUCCAACAGAGUGACCCUUGUUCCCCGAAUUUGUUUACAAAAAUAGCGCGAGCAGCAAAGUCGUGGGACUUGACCGCGGAGACUAGGCUGUAACAAGUAGUCAGUGCUGUGGGGCUGUUUGGAGACCUGGACCCCUGACUUGAGGCGAAGUUUCAUCAGCUCUCAAACCCAAUGAACAUCGAGGAUUAGCGACGCCUUUGUGAUGUGCGGGAAAAUGUUGACACAAGGCCAAAUUCAGGAUGUGAC